Messenger RNA from Frieseomelitta varia, 2071 nucleotides. RefSeq names its product reticulocyte-binding protein 2 homolog a-like. The coding region runs from base 718 to 1998 and encodes 426 amino acids. The record is from RefSeq and is a predicted model, not a curated record. Gene Ontology annotation, molecular function: protein binding. The transcript is spliced from 4 exons. NCBI's taxonomy places the organism in Eukaryota, Metazoa, Arthropoda, Insecta, Hymenoptera, Apidae.
GUGCGACAAGGACAGACAUAUACAGAGUGUUACCUGCAACGCGACGCACGAUUUUUCACCCACUUACAGCCAUCUGACAAAAAAAGUUUGGAACAAAAGUCGAACGGUAGAGGGUGUACAGUAGGUGUCAAUAAAAAAAUUCAAAAACUGUUUGUUUUAAUAACAAAAAAAAAGGUCACUUUGGAUUAAACAAAUAGGAACACAUAAUUUUUUUCCCACCGUAUUGUAGAGAACAUCGAGACGAAUUCAAAACACAUAUUACAUGAUAUUUUUAUUAACAUGUUACUCCAGUUACAAUAGUGGAAAUUUGAAACAUUUAGCUUCUCGUCGUAUUUGAUUCUAAGACCAUGUAAACAUAGUUGAUAGAUUACUGAAUAUAAACAUAGGCUUAACAUAGGAUAUAAACCAAGGACACCAACUGUACGCCCUCUACCGUUCAACUUUUGUUCUAAACUUUUUUUUUGUCAAAUGGUUGUAAGUGGGUGAAAAAUCGUGCGUCACGUUACAGGUAACACGCUGUAUAUAUAUAUAUUUGUAUAAAUUGUUUGUUUAUCGAUCUAUGACCGUUACUAUUUGAAUAUUAUCGAUAUAUCGAUAUACUACAGAAAGUGGGAUUUGCACUUUGUAUAUAUACAAAAGUAUUUACUAAACAAUAUAGAUUAAAUCUUUUAUGAAAAAACUUUUUAUAAUACUUUUAUUUUAAAUUUUGAAUUUAAAAUGGAUCCAGAAUAUUAUAGUAGUUUAUAUAAAUGGUUUGAAAAAUGUGGAGUAAUAUCAAACAUAAGAACGCAUCUUCGUCAAAAUUUAAUAAAUGCGUUAAAAAGUAAAAAUAUUACUUUAAAAGAUUAUGGGCCCAAAUCUGCAAAGCAGUAUAUUUACGAUCUACUAAUAGCAGAAUAUUUAUUGAAUCAUAAUUACGAAUAUACACUAUCUGUAUUUGCCAGCGAAGCACCAUUGUUAGUUAAUUUUUCUAACAAGACAGUUGAAAUAUCUGGUGACAAUGAAAAGGAUAAUAAAAAAUUACAAAAUGAUUAUAUAUUGCAUGUUUUGGAAACGUUAGGUAUUAAUCCUCGUGAUCCUGAAGGACAAUAUGUUAUAUCACAAUACACAAAAAAUGAUAUGCCUCUUCUUUUAUGUAUAUUGAAGUCUAUAACUAUGUUCUCUUAUAACAUACACAAUGAUGUACCAAUAAAAGAAAAAAUAUCUCUGUGUAAUGAAUCCACUCAAACUGAAGUUUCUUGGCAACUUAAUAAUUUUUAUACAAAAAAAUUAACUGUUUUGAAAAGCAAGAUAUCAGCGCAUAAACAAAUGAUGGAUAAUAAAUUACGUAGGAAGGAAAUGAUAUUGAAAGAGCAGGCAGUGGUCAUUAAGGACCAACUUUUAAUAUUAAAUACAAAAUUGCAUCAAGUUCAGAAUAUGAUACAUAAUAUGAAUUUGAGAGAAAAACAACUAAAAGAAAAAAUACAGAAUAAUAAACAAGUUUUACAAAAAGAAAAGGAAUUAACAUUGAAGGAAAAAUUAUUAUUACAAAAAGCAGACAGAUUGCAAAGGGAACAAGAAGAUCUUAAAAAACUAGAAGAAGAAUUUAAAAAAGUUCGUAUGCAGAGAGGUGUACAGACUGAACAUACAGUAAAAUUAUCUAAUCAUUUUUUACAAAGCAUUGAAAUACAAACGGAUAUUGUAAAGGAUGUACAACAGGAUAAAAUUGAAGUCCUCAUUAAAGAAAAAGAAAAAUUAAAUGCUCUUAUUCAAGAGCAACAAUUAAGAAUAGAACAAAUAACACAACGAGCUCUUCAGUUGUCUCGACAAGUGGAGGGAAUACGCUCGUUGAGACCAACUGAAGUUCCAACACAAACUAUUAAUGCGAAUACAGUUAUUAGCGAAAGCAGCUCAACAGAAGAUAUUCUCCAAGAUGCAAAAAUGAGACUUAAACGUUUAGAAGAAGAAAGUUUAAAAGCGGAUCAGUAUUAUCAUAAUUUUAUUAAUAAAUCGCAGUAACAUAUAACAUAACUUACAGUAAUCUGAUAGAAAUAAAAUAAAGAAAAAUCAAAAAAUGAUGAUUUAUAUAAUA